Molecule: messenger RNA, 925 nt
Organism: Pongo pygmaeus (Bornean orangutan)
Lineage: Eukaryota; Metazoa; Chordata; Mammalia; Primates; Hominidae
Gene: DUSP21
Product: dual specificity phosphatase 21
Exons: 1
Coding region: 159-731 (190 amino acids)
Biological process (GO): peptidyl-tyrosine dephosphorylation
Cellular component (GO): cytoplasm
Molecular function (GO): MAP kinase tyrosine/serine/threonine phosphatase activity; protein tyrosine phosphatase activity
Source: RefSeq, a predicted model, not a curated record
GAGUGGUGGGAGGAGACAGGAAGAGGGUGGUGGCCGAUAGCUGGUCCUCUUUCUCCAACACCUAGCCUGAGACUUCGCGGCGCGGCUGCUAUCCUGAACUAGCUUGGUAAGGGUUGUGCCCCGAACCAGUGUAGAGAGACCUCGGACCAGCCGCCUUGAUGACAGCAUCCGCGUCCUCCUUUUCAUCAUCUCAGGGUGUCCAGCAGCCCUCCAUCUACAGCUUCUCCCAAAUAACCAGAAGCUUGUUUCUCAGCAAUGGUGUGGCCGCCAACAACAAACUCCUUCUGUCCAGCAAUCGCAUCACCGCCAUUGUCAAUGCCUCGGUGGAAGUGGUCAACGUAUUCUUCGAGGGCAUUCAGUACAUAAAGGUGCCUGUUACCGAUGCUCGUGACUCGCGUCUCUACGACUUUUUUGACCCCAUUGCUGAUCUUAUCCACACCAUCGAUAUGAGGCAGGGCCGCACGCUGCUGCACUGCGUGGCUGGAGUGAGCCGUUCCGCCUCACUGUGCCUUGCGUACCUCAUGAAAUACCACUCCAUGUCGCUGCUGGACGCCCAUACGUGGAUCAAGUCGCGCCGCCCCAUCAUCCGGCCCAACAACGGCUUUUGGGAACAGCUCAUCAAUUACGAAUUCAAGCUGUUUAAUAGCAAUACCGUGCGCAUGAUCAACUCGCUGGUAGGUAACAUCCCUGACAUCUAUGAGAAGGACCUACGUACGAUGAUAUCAAUGUAAGCCAUCCCGGCCAGCCCCUGACAUCUGCCAUCGAUCUUGCACCAAGACUGAACUUGAACACUGACAUUUUGUUAGUAAAGAAAACCGGAUGGUACCUUGUUAAAGGGCAAGAAAAAAGGGAGGGGGUUGGAGUUUUGAACGUAGUAAGCCUUACCUUAAUAGAAUUAAAUUCAUGAAACAUAAGAUGGUGAAAA